Molecule: messenger RNA, 1044 nt
Organism: Symbiodinium pilosum
Lineage: Eukaryota; Dinophyceae; Suessiales; Symbiodiniaceae
Source: the annotation of a GenBank genome assembly
GCUCAAAAGCUGGACAUUGCUACUGUUGUGCGCACCAACGAGGAGGCCCGGCUGUCUCCAGGGCAGGUGGCGGAGGGCCUGCAGGAGUUGUGGGCGGUCAUGGAGCAGUGCAUCGAGAGGGGGCUUGACGAGCGGAAAGCUAAUGAGGCCCUUCCAGGCCCGUUGCAGCUGCGGCGAAGGGCCCCUUCGCUCUAUCAGGCUGCCCUGGAGGAGCAGCGCCGACGUCAGGUUGGUGGCCAGUCCACGUGCACCUCCACGAGCAUGGCAGUCAUGGAUGAGCUCCGAUGGCUCAACUGCUAUGCUUUGGCAGUUAUGGAGGAGAAUGCUACCAUGGGUCGCUUGGUGACAGCUCCAACUAAUGGUGCAGCUGGGGUCGUACCUGCUGUGCUGGCCUACUAUAUGAGGCAUCUGCGGCCAACUCAACCAGAGGAAGAGCGAAAGGAUCCGGCAACCUACCUUUUGACUGCCGCCACGAUUGGUAUUCUGGCGAAGGAGCGGGCCUGCAUUUCUGGUGCUGCUGGGGGCUGCCAGGCAGAGGUUGGCACAGCCACUGCCAUGGCAGCCGCCGGAUUAUGUGCGCUGCUGGGGGGGCGCCCAGACCAGGUUGAGACGGCUGCAACAGUUGCCUUAGAGCACAGCCUGGGCAUGACCUGCGACCCAGUCCUGGGCCUCGUGCAGGCGCCAUGCAUCGAGCGAAACUCUAUGGGUGCGACGAAGGCCGUGAACGCGGUGGCCUUGGUUCUCGCCUCUGCGGCUUCGCCGUCGCCGUGGCUGAGCCUGGAUGGCGUGCUGCGGGUGAUGAAGGAGACUGGAGCAGCCAUGGAUCGGCGCUACCGCGAAACGGCACUGGGCGGCUUGGCAGCGGACUAUGAGCGCAGUUUGGGGGCUACUCCGAUACUGCAAGAGAAGGUCAAAGCCACCAUGGGCUUCAGUCGUAUUCAGACUGGAACCCGGAAGCAGCUUCGGCGGCAGGUCACCUAUGAGGAUUUGGAACGCGACCUGAUCACGCGGCGAAUCUCAUCGCAGUCCAUGUCGAAGUGCUGA